UAAAAUUACUGCUACACUACAGCUAUUGGUAAAUACUCCCACUAAAUAAAUCGUAGGAUGUUGCGACUUCCAUUGUUUAGAUCCAUUGUUAAUGUGUCGCAAAGAAACCAGUUCUAUUCGAAUGUUAAUAUAACUUCGUUAACUCAUAGUUUAAAGAAUUUGGCUAAAUUGCCACCAAAGCUGGGAUGUACUAAAUAUCUAACAUCUAAUGUUGAAGUUUUAGAGUCAUCAUUCGGACCAAAUAUAUUCCGAAAAUUAGUGUAUAAAAGAGUGUUUAAUCAAAUGAGAAAUGCUUCGCGCAAUGAUACAUGGCAACGUUAUAACAGAUACUAUAAUCUGGGAAAUUCAAAUUGGAAUAAAUUAAAACGUCCAGCUAUAUUUACAGUAUUAUUCUGUGUUGGAACUACACUUGCUGUUCCUUAUGUAUUUCAAUAUACUCCUUUGGCAUAUUUUAAACGUCAUCCAGAUUAUUUUGUUAGAGGUUUAAUGGCUUUAAAUGGUAUAGUAUUCUUAUUAUGGAAAUUACCAGGUGCUUGGACAUAUUUAAAUCGUUAUGCCUUACUUCAUAAAGAUGGUUUAACAUCUACUUGGUCAAUGUUAGGUUCAGCAUUUUCUCAUCAAAACUUUAUGCAUUUAUUUAUUAAUAUGUUUGUCCUUCAAUCAUUCGGAACUUCAUUAUGUGCUACAUUAGGAACUUCUGUUUUUACAGUUUUAUAUCUUAACUCAGCAGUUUUAUCAUCUUUUGCUUCUUUAGCUAUUCCUCAACUUUUAAGGAUGUCAACAUCUGUUGCUUCUUUAGGAGCAUCUGGUGCUAUAUUUAGUAUAUUUGGAGCUUUCUCAUACUUAUUCCCUCAUACUCCUAUUGCCUUCUUUUUCAUUCCAAUUCCAGGAGGAGCUUGGUUUGCAUUUAUAGGGGCUGCAGCAUGGAAUGUGGCCGGUAUAAUAGCCAGAUGGGGUGCUUAUGAUUAUGCAGCUCAUCUUGGAGGAAGUAUAGUUGGUGUAUUAUUUGCAGCUUACUAUAAGAAGAAAGCUCAAGAAAGAAGAAGAAGAGUCACAUAUUUCUAGAAUUUAUCUUACAGGGAAAGGUAUAUUAAAAGUAAAUAUCCUCAUAUAUAUUGUACAUAGGAAAAUAAUACAUGGU
This is a messenger RNA of Scheffersomyces amazonensis, 1141 nucleotides long. RefSeq names its product rhomboid protease. Gene Ontology annotation, molecular function: serine-type endopeptidase activity. The coding region runs from base 58 to 1065 and encodes 335 amino acids. Gene Ontology annotation, cellular component: membrane. NCBI's taxonomy places the organism in Eukaryota, Fungi, Ascomycota, Pichiomycetes, Serinales, Debaryomycetaceae. The record is from RefSeq and is a predicted model, not a curated record. The transcript has a single exon.